Synchiropus splendidus (mandarinfish) is the source of this 2454-nucleotide messenger RNA. Its product is annotated as follistatin-related protein 1-like. Gene Ontology annotation, biological process: cell differentiation; multicellular organism development; regulation of BMP signaling pathway. NCBI's taxonomy places the organism in Eukaryota, Metazoa, Chordata, Actinopteri, Syngnathiformes, Callionymidae. Gene Ontology annotation, molecular function: protein binding. Bases 1074 to 2102 code for a protein of 342 amino acids. The transcript has 9 exons. The record is from RefSeq and is a predicted model, not a curated record.
CAGUGUUGGCUGUGUGUUAUUGUGUUGCUCAAACCUUGGUGUGUUCACUGAUUGGCUGGAGCUCCACAGUCCAGCACCGACCUCACCUUCAUCCACGCAGUGAGCUCCGAGAACAGGUCGGGGUUUGGUCCAGUUGGGGGCCAUUUGACCCUGAUCUGAGGGGUCCGAACUAACUGAGGGUUCUGAUCUGAGGGGUCCGAACUAACUGAGGGUUCUGAUCUGAGGGGUCAAGACUGAGGGGUCAGGACUGAGGGUGAGGACGUGGCCGCAGGCUGCAGUGAACUUGUUGCAGUUGUGUGUAAUUGAUGGUGAAGGCUGUUCCUGAGUCUUGACGUGAGUCUGGGUCUUUGUCUCGUCACUCGAGCCUCAGGUGUGUGUUCCUGUGCAUCUCCUUGUCAGUGGAACGUCCCGGGGACAUGGACUUCUGGAGGGCAGCCUCCUGACAGCACAGGGGUCAGAGGUCAGAGCGUCUUGCUGAGAUGAGAAAGUUUCUCUGGCUUUGGGUCCAAAUGUUCUGGACAGAGCUUGAAUGCAGCAGUUCAGCAAGGAAGUGUGUGUGUGUGUGUGUGUGUGUGCGUGUGCGUGUGCGUGUGCGUGUGCGUGUGUCAGCUGGUCCCUCAGAGCGGCAGAUGUAAAGCCUUUGGUGAGGUUGGGUGUGUGUCUGCGCUUCUGCCUCUGUCUGUCGGGCUUCAUAAAAAAUAAUGAGUCAGCAGUUUCUGCUGGUCUUUAGUUUGCUUCCCGUCCACCUUGUUUUUAAGCUGUGCGUGUGUGUGUGUGUGUCAGUGACAAAUGAGGACCUGUAGGCUCUGACCUGUCAGUAGACAGGAAUGUGUGCAAUGUGUGUGCGUGUGUUUCAGCAUAGCUAUCCUAGUGAGGUCCAAUUUGGGAGGAAAACACCUCCUUGUGUGGCCCUUAUGUCUUUGUGAGGAAAUGUCAUCGGACCCCACAAGGUUGAGCCUCAAUUUGAGGGUGAAGACGUCACAAUAAUGGAUGGUUCUGACUGGGUCUCAGUUUGGUUGAGAGUCCUGUGUUUUGGGUGGUGAGGCUCAGGGGGAGUGGCUGGGGAAAGGGUGAUGCCAGGAGAGGUCCCCACACGGACGGUGAGAUGGACCUGUGUGAGUAUAAACCCAGUGCAGAGGCCUGGCCCUCGUGGCUUCCUCCCUCCUGACCUGCAGCUCCAGGCCCGGGCAGCUGCCUCGCCGGGUCUUUGUCAUGCAGAUCAUUCUGAGAGGAUUCUGUGCUCGUGUGUGUGUGUGUGUCAGGAGCCGUCGGUGUGUUCCAGAACCUUCUGUGGAGCGGGUCGGGAGUGUGUGUCCACCGACAGAGGGGAGCCCGUCUGCCGCUGCCUGCAGGAGUGUGAGGAGAAGGAGAGCUGGGUGUGUGGCAGCAACAGCCGCUCCUACAGGAACCACUGCGAGCUGCACCGAGACGCCUGCCUCGCGCAGGUCCGGAUCCACCUGGAGCACCAGGGACGCUGCCCGGGCGAGGCCCCUCAGACGGACGCGAGUCCCAUCGUCUGCUUCCUGUCCGACCGCGACUGGCUGCGGGAGAGAGUGAUCCGGUGGCUCCGGGAGGAGGUCGGGCCGGCCUCCAGCAGCUCGGCCCUCCAGGACGCCCUGCUCACCUACUUCCAGACCUACGACAAUGGAGACUCGCAGCUGGACUCCAAGGAGUUCCUGCGCUUCCUGAAGCACAACGAGUCGGCCCUGAACCUGACCUUCUCCAGCAGCCAGGAGACCAACCUGCUGCUCAGGUCUCUCUGUGUGGACGCUCUGAUCGAGCUCUCCGACGAGAACGCCGACUGGACCCUGAGUCUCCCCGAGUUCGUCAACUGUCUGAGCCCGAGCUUCCACCCGCCGGAGAGAAAGUGCGCGCUGGAGGACGAGGUGUUCGAGGACGGAGCCCAGGCUCAGAUGGAGUGCAACAAGUGCGUGUGCGCCUGCGGGAACUGGGUCUGCACGGCGCUCACCUGCAGCGGGGAGCUGCAGCUGCAGGACGAGCGGACAGACGGAGGAGCGGCUGAAGAGAUGACGGAGGAGGAGUGGAGCAGGAGGGUGGCGGAGCUCACGGCUGGACAGCACAACUUCACCCUGGAGACCUGAGGCCGGAGCAACGCCCCCAGAGCUGCUGCGCCUGCGUCUGUUGCUGUUGUGACAUGUGUCGCCAGUAAAGAGUCUUCCUUUUUCUACUCCCUGGCUCCCCGUUAGUUCCAUGACGGCAGGCUCACACACACACUCCCUGAGGGAAACCUCGCGAGCGCCCCCUUGUGGUUUUCAAGCAAAAUCUUUCCCUUUUAAAACCGUGAAACCUUUACGAAUUGUUUAAAAACGAAGCAGAAGUUGCAUUUGAAAAACGCCGAGUGUGACUUGACUCCGUCAUUUGCCAUGAAUGAAGAGUCAUUAGUGUUCAUGAUCAUGAUUUGGGCUCAGAGAUGAAGCGUUGCUGUGGAGCCAC